This is a messenger RNA of Saccharomyces kudriavzevii IFO 1802, 2403 nucleotides long. RefSeq names its product Mss11p (gene MSS11). The transcript has a single exon. Gene Ontology annotation, cellular component: nucleus. The coding region runs from base 1 to 2403 and encodes 800 amino acids. The record is from RefSeq and is a predicted model, not a curated record. Gene Ontology annotation, molecular function: protein binding. NCBI's taxonomy places the organism in Eukaryota, Fungi, Ascomycota, Saccharomycetes, Saccharomycetales, Saccharomycetaceae.
AUGGAUAACACGUCCAAUAUAAAUACUAAUGUGCGCCCUGAGAACACUGAAUGUGGUUCAACCCCAAAUGACAAAGGCUUGAAUGGUCAUAUUCCUCUGCAAUUUGAUGAGAAUUCCCGAGUGUUUGUUUCGGAUGCAAUGGCUAAGAACUCUAAACAAUUAUUAUACGCUCAUAUAUAUAAUUAUCUCAUCAAAAACAAUUACUGGAACUCUGCCAUUAAAUUUUUGAACGAAGCUGACCUUCCUUUGUCUAGAAUGAACGGGGCUUCCUCAGGGGAAACAAACAGCUUGAAUUCAAGCUUAAAGAAUGGAUUAAUGGACGUUGCUUCCAAAAAUGAUGUUUGUAGUGAAGAUGGAUUGUUACCUUCGAAAAUGCUGAUGGACGCCAAUGACACGUUUCUACUGGAAUGGUGGGAAAUUUUUCAAUCAUUAUUCAACGGUGAUCUUGAAUCCGUUCGCAAUCAAAACCAUAACCCUGUAAGAGAAAGAAUAGUACCUCUCUUACCAGCUAAUUCGAAAUCCAACAUACCACCACAGUUCUCUAACCUCUCGCCAAGUACUGUUCCGCCUACUCAUAAUAACUUUCCAGUAACGGAGGAGAAUUUCAGAUCCAAUGUUAAUGUGAAUAAUGUUAAUUUAAACGAUCAAACCAAUCGAAACGUUCCUGAAAGAUUUGUACCAAGAACUACCGGUAGUUAUGAUAAACCCAACAGCAGUACCUUUCCAGCUGAUGCUACCAUAAACAAUGAUAUUGCGGCUCAGCAGUACGCAGCUAUCAACCUACAACAGCAACAGCAACAGCAACAGCAACAGCAACAACAACAUCAACAACAUCAACAACAUCAACAAAAUCAACAACGGCAGCAACAGCAGCAACAGCAGCAACAGCAGCAACAGCAGCAACAGCAGCAACAGCAGCAACAGCAACAGCAGCAGCAACAGCAGCAACAGCAACAGCAACUUCAACAACAACAGCAACUUCAACAACAACAGCAACAGCAACAGCAACAACAACAACAGCAACAGCAACAGCAACAGCAACUUCAACAACAACAGCAACAGCAACAUCAACAACAACAUCAACAGCAACAUCAACAACAACAUCAACAGCAACAUCAACAGCAACAUCAACAGCAACAGCAACAGCAACAUCAACAUCAACAGCAACAGCAACAUCAACAGCAACCGCCACAUCUGACCCCAUAUCCAAUUAUAAAUUCACAAAUGGUUCCUCAUCUUCCAAUAUCAGGCCCAGUGGAAAACUCUCAUCCAACCGGGAUAAUGCCUUCAAUAGCUCCCGCAAAUCAACAGUUUGCUUCACAAAAUCAGCCACCAAUGUUUCCUGACCAACAGCGAUUCUUUCAGUACCAAUUGCAGCAUCAAAAUCAAGGACAAGCGCCAGCUUUUCAGCAAGGCAGAUCUGGCAGGUUCGAUGACAUAAACGCUAUAAAACUGUUCUUCCAACAGCAAGCACUGCAGCAAAAUUCACUGCAACAGACUCCCGGAAAUCAAAAUUAUCAGCCUAAUACACGAGCUAAUACUGCGGAGGAAACUACACCUGUCAAUGAUAAUAAUACAAAUUGUAAUAGUUUGUUGCAAGAACGUAUACGAGCUCAAUUUAAUAAAAUGAAAGCAAUUCCUCAGCAAAUAAAAGGUCAAAGUGGAGCCACAAAUCCAGUUCUUAACGAUCUAACUUCUCAGCAACAAUAUAUGCAUAUGAUGAUGCAGAGAAUGGCUACUAGUCAACAACUACAAAAUGGCGGUUUUCCUUCCGACGGCCGCAUACCGCCAACUAACAGCAAUAUCUCAUUACAGGGAGGAAGUAUGGGACCUCCCGUCAUGGAAAAUGGGCCGAUAAGGCAGACAAAUCAGCCUGGUCCAAACCCAAUGGUUAAUAUGCAACCUUUAUAUCAAAAUGCUUCUUCAGCAAUGCAUGCAUUUGCGCCACAGCAACCGUUUCACCUACCACAGCAGUAUAAAGCUAAUCUUUCGCUAUCACAGAGUGAUCCUGCUGCUGUCUUCCCCCCAUCAAAUAAUAACAGUAAUACGCCUACGGUCUCACAACCGUCUUCGAAGCGUACUUCAAGCUCCAGCACAACUCCCAAUAUGACCACUACUGCACAGCCCAAACGGAAGCAGCGAGUAAGUAAGUCGAAAACCAAGGAAUCGAGAAAAGCUACUGCUUUACAAAAGAAUCUGAAAUCCAAGAAGGUCGAACAAAAGGGUGAUCCAACUCCUUCAAACUUCAUUAACGUCACUUCCAAGGAUAAAAGCGGCAAAAAUGUCAUAAAGUCACAAACCAUUGACUCACAGCAACAGCCCAAUGGCUCCCUUGCUAUAGAUGCGGAAACUUUUGACAUCUUUAAUAUCGGUGGCUUUUCUCCGGAUCUAAUGGACAGUUAG